Molecule: messenger RNA, 2622 nt
Organism: Centropristis striata (black sea bass)
Lineage: Eukaryota; Metazoa; Chordata; Actinopteri; Perciformes; Serranidae
Product: arylamine N-acetyltransferase, pineal gland isozyme NAT-10-like
Exons: 2
Coding region: 657-1550 (297 amino acids)
Molecular function (GO): acetyltransferase activity
Source: RefSeq, a predicted model, not a curated record
UUUUGCUCAUGUAUUCACUGUCGGUACCAACCUUAACAUACGCCGGGUAGAAAACGAAGAAAAUAUCUGUUGAAUAUUACUCGUUAAACUCUCUCUCUCCACACCACAGUUGAGGGAAUACCGGUGUGCACUUCCUUAUUCGAUGCCGUACGUGCGUUUUGUUACGUAAAUUACGCAAAAAGCGUCGAUUUGGCGCAGGGUGACACAGGAAGUGAGGCGACGUAAACGUGACAUGUAUAAUAGUUAUAUACUUAGAAACUGAUUUAGUUAAAAAUCAGGAAUGAAAAUCAUACACAAAUAUGAACUAUUGUUUAAUUGUCAUUGUCAAAUAACGUAUGAUGUUAUCCAUCUGAUCUUAAAACUCUCAUUGUAUGCAUAAUUUCGCCAACGAUGCUUUUGUUUUGAAAGUUAUUAUCGGAUGUCUUUUUCCGAAAUAUAUUAGCUUGAUCGAUCUGCCAGCAACAUCAAACUUCCGCUAUGUAGCCGAGCCCAGCCUAUAUCAUACCUUAAGAAUAUUUAUAUAAGUUUUAAAGAAGUUCACUUUUGUGUUUAAUUGACACACUCAUUGAACGAAACUUAUUUUUCCAAUCCAGUUGGGUCAUCGAGCAUUUUUUUUACUAUCAGCCCUGAACUCCAACAACAGUCUAUUGAAAGUUAUGUCAGACUCUCAAGGCAAAAUUAAUUUGGAGGAGUACUUUAAAAGAAUUGGUUUCCAUGGCUCUUUUGAUAAACUGGAUCUCGCAACAUUGACGCUGAUCCACAAACAGCAUGUCAUGUCAGUUCCAUUUGAAAACCUCAGCAUUCACUGUGGUGAGAAGAUCAUCAUGGACCUUGAGAUCAUUUAUAACAAGAUAGUGAGGAGCGGCCGCGGGGGCUGGUGCCUUGAGAACAACUUCCUGUUUGGCUGGGUGCUGAGAGAAAUGGGCUAUGACACCACAAUGCUGGGCUCCAGAGUUUUCAACAGUCCCAGCAAUGAGUUUUACCCAACUGACACUCAUCUCAUCAACAAGGUCGUCAUCGAUGGAAAGUCUUAUAUAACAGAUGUCAGCUUUGGGGUGUCAUACCAAAUCUGGGAGCCCCUGGAGCUCGUCUCCAGAAGGAACCAACCUCAGGCUGCAGGUGUCUUUCGCCUCAUAGACAACGGGGAAAUCUGGAUGCUGGAGAAGACUGGUAGAAAGCCAGAGAUUCUCAAUCCAGACUUUGCUAAAUCAAGUCUGGUGGACAGGAAGGAAACAAAUAUCAUCUACGGUUUCACCUUGGUUCCUCGUGACCCCAGUCAUUUCUUUGAGGAAAACCACACACUCCAGACAGAUCCUGCUUCACUGUUCACCAAUAAGUCCAUCUGCUCUUUGCAAACACCAACAGGGUUCAGAGCUCUGGUUGGCUGGACCUACAGUGAGGUCACCUACAAACCUGAGGAAGGUGUUGAUGUCUUUGACAUGAGAAACAUAACAGAUGAUGAAAUAGAGCAAAUUCUGAGGGAAAAGUUCAAUAUAAAGCUGCAGAACAAACUGCAGCCUGCUAACAACAAAACAUGCUACUCACUCUAAAAUCCUACACAUUUUGUUUUGAAUCGACUAGGAAUGAUCUCACAGCCAAUUAAUCAAUAACUCCUGGGAAGUUAACCAAGCCAUACUGACAGGCAUGAUAGCUUUGACAGAAUGAAAUCUCAAGUGCAUUUAUACUCUGAUAGUGUCAGUACAAAAUCAUACCAACUACAAGACAUGUGGGAUAAUUAUAGUUUAUCUGUUUGUGCCCUGUGCACUCUGUAAUGAAACAAGUGUGGAGCAAGACAUGUAGCAAUGAUUAACACAACCUGAGGAAGGCGUUGAUGCCUUAGACAUGAGAAACAUAAGAGAUGAUGAGAUCGAGCAAAUUCUGAGGGAAAAGUUAGAUAUAAAGCUGCAGAACAAACAGCAGCCUGUAAGCAAGAAAACAUGCUACAUACACUGAAAUCAUACACUUAUUUGUUAUAAAAAUGUACCUGAAAUGAUCUCACAACCAGUGUUGAUUUCAUGACCAACCAGACUGAACACUUUAUUGAAAAAUUGUCUAUUGUCUAAACGAAAAACCAAGAUUUCUUUGACUUUACAAUGAAAAUUCUGCAUUUGUAUUAGUGCUGUGGCAUGUGUGUGGACAACAUGUUUUGGAUUUUUUGCUUUUGGUAUCUGUGUAUGAGCGAAGUAUCUUAAUGCAAGGAGCAGGAAUGUAUUAACCAAAGAAAAAUGUAUUUUAAAUCCAAAUAAAUCUACAUAAAAUCAAUGUAUGUCAUAAUUAUACUUUUUAAACUUUAUUAUACCCAUAUAAUCUGUUUACCUUUGAGUUAAAUGCUAGUUCUAGUCUGUACUAUGUGUACUCAACAAUGUAUCAUCCCCAUGCUUAAAUAUUAUGCUCAUAAACUUGUAUGUAUAUAAAACACAAUUUUUGUGGUUGAUUUUGAAGGAUUACUGUCAAGUCACAAAGGGAAGUCUUAACAUAGGCCAUUAUUUUAUUUUUUUUAAUUUUUUUAAUUGUGUUGUUCAUCUGACUACAUUUGUACACCUGGUUUUGACAACUGCUGGGGGUGUCUUAUUAAAACAAUAAAACGUUAUUUUACUGUUUCAUCCUUUUUUUUACCUAGGU